AUGUUCCCAGGUCAUCCGAAUCUCAACCUCACGGCCGAAGAGAGACGAGUCUAUGGGCAACUCCUGAAAGAGGCAGACCCUGAUGGCUUUGGAGCUGUUUCUGGAGACGUCGCGGUCAAAUUCUUCGAGCGCACCAAGCUUCCACCGGAUGUGCUAGGACAGAUCUGGCAGAUCGCCGACACAGAAAACCGAGGCUUCCUCACGCCGGCAGGCUUCGGCGUAGUUUUGCGGCUCAUCGGCCACGCGCAAAAUGGCCGUUCACCUUCUGUGCAAGUUGCAACGCAGGUUGCGCCCCUACCUCGAUUUGAUGUCGCUAAACCUGAACCACCAUCGCAACCGGCACCACAACCCGUAGCCCAGCAAUCGACCGGUCAACCUCCCUCGAGCCCGCCUCCUACGGGUGCUCCUCCUAUUCGUGUACCGGCACUGAGCCCGGAGAAAAUUGCGGAGUAUUCAUCCCUGUUCGAAAAGUCGGGCGCUGAGAACGGCUUGUUGUCAGGCUUAGUUGCUAAGCAGAUAUUCGAAAGAGCAAGACUGCCAAAUGAAGUGUUGGGCAGAAUAUGGGGUCUCUCAGAUACUCAAGGUCGGGGGGCCUUGGACGUCACCGAGUUUGUGAUUGCCAUGCAUCUGCUGGCAUCUUACAAGUCUGGUCAAAUGCGCGGAGUCCCCAGCACACUUCCUCCAGGUCUCUUCGAAGCCGCAGCGCGACGACCACCUGCUCGUGUAGGUAGCGGGUCGCGUCCAGGCUCCGGGGCCAUCCCUGCAGUCUACAAUGCGCGGCCGCAAAGCCCGAUUACGAGAGCGCCACAAGUAGGUACGCCGCUUCCGUUGUCUGCGCAGUCAACGGGAGAACCAUGGGCUAUCAGUCCGGCCGAUAAAGCUCGCUUCGACUCCAUCUUUGCUACAGUCGACCGCCAAGGGAGGGGAUUUAUUACUGGCGAGCAAGCAGUCGAGUUUUUUGGUAAUGCUAGGCUCCCCGAAGAGAUUCUCGCGCAGAUUUGGGACCUGGCCGACAUCAACUCGGAGGGCCAACUGAACAGGGACGAGUUCGCAGUAGCCAUGUACUUGAUCCGGCAACAACGUGGCACUAAGGACGGACGUGGUAUCUUGCCGUCUACUCUGCCUCCAGCCCUUGUUCCUCCCAGUAUGCGGCGACAGCAGAUUGCGCCGCCUCAGCCGACUGCGCCAGCGUUCGAAAAUGCAGCUCCGACAAAGCCACGUUCCGCUGCUGAUGACUUGUUCGGUCUCGACGCGUUUGGUCCACCGCCAGUCGCUGCCGCAGCUGCGUCCCCUCAAAUCCCCCAAUCUACUGGCGGGACCGAUGCUGGACCUUUCGCUAAUCCUCCAGGUGUACUUACGCCACAGAUGACUUCUACAAACUUCAAACCGUUUGUGCCCACUAGCUCGUUCGGCCGUGGUAUUAUUCCUCAACCGACAGGAUCUCCUGCGCCGCAGGUCCAAGCGCCAGCCGAAGAUCUUCUCGGCGACGCAGAUCCAGUGGUCAAUUCGAGAAUUACGAACGAGGUUAGCGAGCUGGGAAACCUGUCCAACCAAGUCAGCAGUCUGUCCAAGCAAAUGACAGAAUUACAUGGGGAAAGGAAGACGACCGAGCAAGAAUUGAACAGUACAACGGCGCAAAAGAAGGCCUUCGAAGGCCGCUUGGCCCAACUCAGAUCAUUGUAUGAGAAGGAGGUCCAAGAAGUCAAGGCGCUUAGGGAACAGUUGACCACCUCGAAGAAUGAAGUCAAAAGACUCCAGGCGGAUGCGGCCAUGAUCGACGGUACACACCAAGACCUAUCAACACAACACCAACAACUUCGCGCUGCUUUAGAGUCAGAUCAACGAGAGAACGCUUCGCUCAAGGAGCGCAUACGACAGAUGAACCAAGAGAUUGAACAGCUAAAACCGCAGCUGGAGAAGCUGAAGUCCGACGCGAGGCAACAAAAAGGUUUAGUCGCCAUCAACAAAAAGCAGUUGGCUACUAACGAAGCCGAGCGAGACAGAAUCAAAGCUGAAAUAGCUGCCGCCCAGAAGGAAGUUGAAGAUGCUCUGCGCGAGGCGGAAGAAUCGGCCCGGCAACUGGAGGCGUCGAGGAAGGAGUUGGAGGAGGCCCGUAACAUCCCUGUUCCGACUAUUCAAAGCCCUCCUGUUGCAAGCCCAGCACCAUCGACAAACUCGAAUCCAUUUUUCAGAAAAAACACAGACACGACAUUUUCGCCUCCCAUUGCGGAAACCGAACCAAAGGACAGCCAGAGUGCUUUUGACAGUAUCUUUGGCCCUUCAUUUGCUACCGCCGCAGCGCCCGCACCAGCUACCUCAUUCUCGAGCCAAGCGUCACCACCUCCAGCACACCAAAGUCCUCCUCGGAUCGAGUCUCCGGAUGUCUCGUCCACGCCUAGAGAUCUUGAGCCCCCCGCUCCACCUCAGUCCCGACAAAUUAGUUCUGCUGCACUCCCUUUUCGCAGACCUCUCGAGAGGGAGGAUUCGGUCAGUUCGUCCGUCAAAGUGGCAGGACCAACCAGUCGAGUGAGCCCCAAUGACACUCCGCAGGCAUUGACCCCCACGGCGUCAACUGCCAGUCCAGCAGAUCAUAAGGACCCGGAAGAAGAUCCGUUCACAGCCGCAGCGCCAGAUGAGGAACAAGAGUCUGUGCGACGGACAUUGCCUCAGCCCUUCGCUGGUGAAGCUUCCGUUGAAGAUACCUUUGGCAAACCUUCCGCUGAAGACACUGGAGAAAUCCCUGGCGCCUUCCCCGAUUCACGAACACAGACCCCAGGGGCGGAUCCGCUCUUCACCGCCACCGGGACUGGGCCUGCCACAACUGCUGCGGAAGGGGUUUCCGCCACCACCACAAAUGGCGACAGACCAAGCAAUACACAGCCUUCGAGCACCUCCAAGAGCCCAGAGCAAAACUUCGAUGAUUUCUUUGGUGGACCUGCCCAUCAACGUUCGGCAUCACAGAAAGCUGCUGAUUUCGAUUCUGCCUUUGCCGGCAUUGGUUACCCCAAAUCUGGUGGCGCCGACGAAUUUCCAGCCAUUCAGGAACUUGGCGGAGACGACGACGAGAGCAGCGACUACAGCGAGGAUGAGACGCCUAUGAAGUUUGACGACGAUUUCAACGCGAGAUCACCGCCACGAGAUAGCCCAACAGAUGCCAAAGCAGGGAAGCAGCCCGAAAUCCCUCCAUCUAACAAUUCCUUGGCUCCUCGUCCGCCUCUCGGUGGGCCUGCGUCGACAGCAAGCUCGUUGCCAGGUCCAGAUUCGCAACAGUCACCACCUACGUAUGGUGAUUCUGUCUCUAAUGACAAUCCUACACAUUUCCCUCCAGAAUUCAAGGGACUGCUGCCGGAGCGGGAGGAUCCUACUUCACCACCUCCUACAGCUGGUGGCUCCACUGACCCUGUAUCGCCACCGAGUGGGAAUCCGCCGGCUUACGGGCCCGAAGCUCAUCCAAGGAGUCCGUCAGAUCACAAUGCCGACGCACCACCGCCGACCAAAGCCGCGCCAUUUGAUUUUGAUUCUGCGUUUUCAGGAGUAGGAGCGGCACCUAUCGAAGAUGACGAUGACGACGAGGAUGAAGGGUCUGUUUUCAGUCGGCCCAAGAACGGCACGGCCGAUUUCGACCCAACAUUUGACUCACCUCCGCGUCCUACCCAUCAGCAAUUUCCAACACCUGGGCCUGUCACUAAUGGGGCGCCAAAGUCAGCUCCUGACGACUUCUAUUCGGCCGUGACCGCGCCCCAUCCCCCUCAACAAGCGCAACAGCCCACACCGCCUGCCAACCAUGACUGGGAUGCACUCUUCGCACCAUUGAACAACAAUGCUCCUUCGCAACCAGUAUCGGACUUUCCUCAAAUCCAGACGCAAGCCGCAGAAGUGCCUUCACCCUCGCCGCCACAGAUAACAUCGGACAAUCCGACGCCCGCCCGGGCUCCCGCUUCCGCUGUACCCGCAGCUGCAUCACCGCCAGCAGCCUCGCUGCAACCGAAGCCGCAGCGUCCGCAGCCGGGUCGUGCCCUUAGUACAGGCACUGAGCACGACGAUCCGAUUCUCAAGAGAUUGACUGCGAUGGGUUGGACGAGAGAAGAGAGUCUCGCAGCACUGGAGAAGUUCGACUACAAUAUCGACAAGGUAAGCAACGUUCUGUUUUUGUAUCACAAGGGCACGGAAGGCAUAAUAUCUUCUCCGUCCGGUGAAGUUGUCGUUGAAUGGAUGUACUCGAGCUUCUGCUGA
This is a messenger RNA of Cladophialophora yegresii CBS 114405, 4233 nucleotides long. RefSeq lists its product as uncharacterized. Gene Ontology annotation, molecular function: protein binding; calcium ion binding. Gene Ontology annotation, biological process: endosomal transport; endocytosis. NCBI's taxonomy places the organism in Eukaryota, Fungi, Ascomycota, Eurotiomycetes, Chaetothyriales, Herpotrichiellaceae. Gene Ontology annotation, cellular component: plasma membrane; cytoplasm. Bases 1 to 4233 code for a protein of 1410 amino acids. The record is from RefSeq and is a predicted model, not a curated record. The transcript is spliced from 3 exons.